Messenger RNA from Brienomyrus brachyistius, 1022 nucleotides. RefSeq names its product proteasome subunit alpha type-7-like. Lineage: Eukaryota; Metazoa; Chordata; Actinopteri; Osteoglossiformes; Mormyridae. The record is from RefSeq and is a predicted model, not a curated record. The transcript is spliced from 7 exons. Gene Ontology annotation, biological process: ubiquitin-dependent protein catabolic process. Bases 221 to 961 code for a protein of 246 amino acids. Gene Ontology annotation, cellular component: nucleus; proteasome core complex, alpha-subunit complex; proteasome core complex.
GCAUUGCCAUACAUCGCACGCAAUAAAUCAUCCGAGCGUUAACUGAACUGGCAUUGGCUACGUUUUACAUCCCCGGAAGAGGCGUUGCGCCGUGAAUUUGCGCUUUUCUGAUAGUAUUCACUUUCGGUUUUGUUAUUGAAAGACCCUUGGCAGCUUUUUGUAUAGAUUGCACAGAAAACUCUGACUUCAUUCAUUUUAAAGUGUUUCUUUGUUGUCAAAGAUGAGUUACGACCGAGCUAUCACUGUGUUUUCACCGGACGGUCACCUGUUUCAGGUCGAAUACGCUCAGGAGGCUGUAAAGAAGGGAUCGACGGCGGUUGGCGUAAGGGGCAAAAAUAUUGUUGUACUUGGUGUGGAGAAGAAAUCAGUGGCGAAACUACAAGACGACAGGACAGUGCGCAAAAUCUGCGCUCUGGAUGACAAUGUUUUUAUGGCUUUUGCAGGACUUACAGCAGAUGCCAGAAUUGUCAUUAACAGGGCAAGAGUGGAGUGCCAGAGUCAUCGCCUGACUGUGGAGGACCCUGUGACUGUGGAGUACAUAACGCGCUUCAUAUCCAGCAUCAAACAGCGAUACACUCAAAGCAAUGGCCGUAGACCUUUUGGGAUCUCUGCCCUCAUCAUGGGCUUUGACUUUGAUGGGAUGCCAAAGCUGUACCAGACAGACCCCUCUGGGACAUAUCAUGCAUGGAAGGCCAAUGCCAUUGGCAGAUCUGCAAAAACUGUACGAGAAUUUCUGGAAAAGAACUACGAGGAGAAAGACAUGGAGUCAGAUGAAGAAACUAUAAAGUUGGCCAUCAAAGCACUACUAGAGGUCGUACAGUCUGGAGGCAAGAACAUUGAGCUUGCAGUCAUGAAGCGCAACGAACCCCUGAAGCUACUGAGCCCAGAAGAAAUAGAACUCCACGUCUCAGAGAUAGAGAAAGAAAAGGAAGAAAGUGAGAAGAAAAAGAAGAAGGCGUAGUCUGGACACUAUUUGGAGAGUCAAAGUGCCUUUAAAUCAUUAAAUUCUCAUUGCUUCAUGA